AGUUAUUCUUGAUCUAACAGAUCCUGAACUUGAGAACAAACCAUAAAUCAUCCUAGUACAUCUACUAAAACAUGGUGUAGAUGUUAGUAAGAUCUCUCUAGUUUACACCUUUGUCAGGCAGAGCUUUGGUUAAACACAUCUACACUGGUCAUGCUGGACAGCUUUAAUACUAAAGGUGCCAUGCUGAUUUAACAAAAAAUAAAGAACACAAAGUCAUCUGUAUGUGUUGAGUUUCCUUGCAUGAUCAAGUAGGUGAAUACAAGACAGCAUGAAGGGCAGGAGGAGGGGAUGAUAGAGGAAUGGAGAAACAUAAGCUGGUGGAGAUGUGCUAGAGGAGGGAGGGAAUAGGGGUGAAGGAUAUUUAAGACCUGGAGAUGCUCUCUCUUCAUCCGUUUCUUUGCUUCUUUCUAUCAGUCUACAUCUCUGGCUCUUUGUCACAGACGAAGGAGAAACACUCGGGUAAGACGGACGGCUAAAGGCUUACUCUUUUCCAGCUCUUAUCUGAUGCCUGCUCGUUUACAUCUGUCUAGCUACUGAUGGGGAUAUUAAUAGCUUUAAUUAUAGUUUUGCGAAUGUUAAUGAGAGAAUUUUAUAUACUACUGAUUAAUUGAUUAACUUCUGUUGGAGAUGUUUAUCAUUUUGGAUUCAGCUAAAUUUGUUUCUCUCUUUAGACAUCUUUUAUAUAUAAAUUCUUCUGAGACUUUCCAAGUCUUCUUCACUUUAUAUCAAUUUGAUCCCUAAUGUAGAAAAUUGCCAAACUGAAAGAAUAAUUGUGAUAAUGUUUUCAUUAGGAAACUGUAUAUUGUGUCCAUGGUUGCUGUGGCUUCUAACUGUUAUUCUCCAUCCUACAGAUUUCAGCCUUACUAAUUAAGAUGUCAUCAAAACACCUGUAUUAGUAAAAGUGCCAUAUUUCACGUCCUUGCCUGCUUGUUUCCCUGCGUGGUCAUGCACCAUAGUGCUGCUUGUUCUGUUCCAUCUUGAAAUUGUGCCAUUUAUUUAUAUGCAAAAUAUUUCCAUCUUGCUCACAUCAUGACGUUCUCUAUCUAGCAACCAGCAUGACUUUAUACCAGUUCUUGAGUUCACACUGCCUGUAGAUAUUAGUUCCACAGCAGCAUCCCAGCUCCGUAAUUAGAGUCUAUAAUGAAUUAAUGAGUGAAAUUAGAUGGUGCAGUCCUUAUUAUGAGUCCUUAUGACACACACAGUCCUGAGCACGUUUGUGAUAAAUGUUCAUGUUAGUGAAAUUCCUUUACAGCCAUGAAGAAAACAAAUGUGCAAGUGACGGGCCUUCACCCCAGCUAGUCUUUCACAGUUGUUAAUUGUUUAUGAUUAGGAGUCAUGAUCAGGAAUCUGGAUGAAAUAUUAACACAGAAAGAAGCACAAAGGAGGAACCUUUUAACUUAAUAAAUCUAUUGUCAUUAAAACCAUCCUAGCAGAACUUUUACUCAUUGGGUUUCUUUUCCUUUCAGUGUGUGUUCGUCUUUACUGAAUGCUUCAGGUUAUUCAGCCUCACAGAUUUUAUGAAUGACUUGUCUUCAACAUAUCUGCAUACUGACACUUAUUGUUUGAUUUCCUCUUGUGUAAUAUGGCCUCAGGUAUGAAGUUUCACAAGUCAGUAUAUUUGGCUGUUUCUGUAGUAACUCAGGUGAAGCGCUGAUAAAUGAAUGCACUUUAGUCGUACUCUCUCGCCUCAGACUGUGUGUGUUUCUUGCCAUUUCCUUUUUCUUGUUUCUUUACUUUAAUGAUUGUGUUUGUGUCUGUUAUAAUCCCAGUAGCUUGACAAGCCUGGAGACAGAAGAACCAAGAUGCCACGCUCAAAAUGUGAUGUGUAAGAAUUUUGUGCCCCCUUUUUAAAUCUCUACCCAAAUCUCCCUCUUUCUCUCUUUUUCUCUUUCUUUCAGUUUAGAUGAGAAAACUUAUAAAACUAUGAAGAAUAAUGGAGAAAAUGUGAUGCUUGGUUCAUUUUAGGGGAUCUAUGAUUGUGCAUGGCUAAAGAACCUAGCACUAACUUGGAGAGCGCCAUGCAGAUGCUCAUCAAGACCUUCCACAAGUACUCAGGGAAAGAAGGAGACAAAUACACACUUAGCCGAGGAGAGUUAAGAGAACUACUGACGGAGGAACUGGGGAACUAUCUGGGGAAUGCACAGGACAAGGAUGCUGUGGAGCGAGUGAUGAGUGACCUGGAUGCCAAUAAUGAUGGUGAGGUGGACUUCACUGAGUUCAUCAUCCUGAUGGGGGCACUCACUGUGGCCUGCAAUGACUUCUUCCUUGACAGUCCACCACCCAAGAACAAGGAUUCAAAGGACGGGAAGGAAGGAGAGAAGAAAGAGUGAUGAGGGGAUGAGAAUAGGAGGAUGAGAGAGAAAUGUAUCAGGUGGUUUCUUUUAACAGGAGUGAUGCUCUGAGAAGAAACCUGUCUGUUUUGAGCUAUUAAUUACUUGAUGUUUCUGAUAAUUAUGCUUGUCAUUACUCUCUGUGCCCUAAACACAUGAACACUUUCAGUACUUUCAGGAAGAUGUUUGCCCAAACCCUAAUCUCAUUCCCCAGAGGAGCAGAACAGCAACAUGAAGCUGUAGAGACUUUUGUUUAAAUGAAAACCUCCUGAAGGAACAAAGAUACAUUUCUUCCAUUUCAACGACUAAUUUAGGACUUGAUUGCGAAAGAAAAUUCUGCAUUAAGUCUAAAUACGUGAAAAAAAACAACAUUCCAGAAAUGAAUGAAAAUGGUUCAGGUUUGAUGAAGGUGACAGUGAUGGUGAGUGAAGGGUGAUGGUGAGGAUGAGGAGAGGGUGAUGGUGAGGAUGAGGAUGAGGGGAGGGU
Messenger RNA from Hemibagrus wyckioides, 2816 nucleotides. It is a transcript of the gene s100s, whose product is annotated as S100 calcium binding protein S. Gene Ontology annotation, molecular function: calcium ion binding. NCBI's taxonomy places the organism in Eukaryota, Metazoa, Chordata, Actinopteri, Siluriformes, Bagridae. The coding region runs from base 1983 to 2330 and encodes 115 amino acids. The transcript has 3 exons. The record is from RefSeq and is a predicted model, not a curated record.